UAUAUAACCGCCGCGCGUUUUAGAAAAAAUAGUUCACUUUAUUCCUUUCCAUUUCAUCGGUUUGUAUGACAACGAACUCAUCAUGUUGCUACCGAUAUUCCUCAUCUCGAUCCUGGCAUCCACGAAUGCUGGGUGGUUGGACGGCAUGUUAGAUCUGUUACCAAAAUUGAAUCCAUUAGAUCGGGUACCAGACAUGCCGGACUUGUUAACACCCCCUGAAGAUGCAACGCUUACCACGAUGGAACUGAUAAGCAAAUACGGCUACGACGGUGAACUGCAUAAUGUAACCACUGCUGACGGUUAUAUUUUGGAAGUACAUCGGAUAAAAGGACGAGCUAACUCUACCACCUCAAACGUCCAAAAACCCGUUGUGUUUGUGAUGCACGGCCUUUUGUGUGAUUCGUCGGUUUGGGUUAUUUCUGGCCGCGAAAAAAGUUUAGCAUUUAUUCUGGCGGAUGAGGGUUACGACGUAUGGCUUGGUAAUGCGCGUGGCAAUCGAUAUGCUCAAACUCAUACACAUAAAAAAAUCAAGGCAAAAGAUUACUGGAGCUUCAGUUGGCACGAGAUUGGCACACAAGAUCUGCCAGCAAUGAUAGAUCAUGUUGUCAACACCACUGGCCUCCAGAAAAUGUUUUACCUAGGGCACAGCCAGGGUACUACCGCCUUCUUCGUCAUGGCAUCGGAACGGCCCGAGUAUCAGAAAUAUUUCGAGGAGGUGUAUGCCAUGGCUCCGAUGGUUUACUGUGGUAGAAUGAAGAGUCCUUUCUUGCAGUUGCUCUCCCAGUUCACCACUGGCCUCGACUAUAUGUGGAAUAUGUUGGGCGCGUACGAAUUCAACCCUAACAACGAAUUCACAAAAGCAAUUCAGCACUUAGUGUGCGCGGAAAAUGCUAUCUCGCAACCGAUAUGCUCAAAUGCGAUAUUCCUGCUAGCUGGAUUUAACGCUGAACAAUUUGAUCCGGCUAUUCUACCAGCAGCCUUAGGACAUGUUCCUUCUACUACAGCCACGAAGCAACUCAUCCACUACGGUCAACUCAUCAAGUCUGGAACAUUUUUAUUCUCGGGGAAAUUUAAGAAAUUCGAUUAUGGAACUCUCGGUAAUAAAAAUGUUUACGGCACGUGGAAUCCACCAAACUAUAAUUUAAGCAGAGUCACGGCACCGAUCCACUUGUAUUACAGCGAAAAUGAUUGGUUAGCAAAUGUCCAGGACGUAGAGAAAUUGCACAGUGAGCUGACCAAUCCCACCGGUUUGACUUUAAUAGACGAUGAGAAUUUUAAUCACGUGGACUACAUGUGGGCCAAAGAUGUGAAGACUCUUGUGUACGACCAGAUAAUCAGUACAAUGAAGAAGAAGUCAUCGUAAUGAAGUGUCAGCGUCUAUUCCUUUAUAUUUCUAAUAAUCUACGAAAUUUGAUAGGGAUUUGUUUUCCUCAGCGGGAUUAUUUUGUUCCGGGGCCAACGUUUAUACCCAAUACAUGUAAUUCGAUGUAUACCAGUUUAAAUUACCAAUUUCCUGUCAACGUGUUCGUAUUCUCAUAAAAUAUUUUGUCCAUUUGAAAUGCAACAAACGUAUAUUUUUCCUUUUAGUCUGGCCCUGCUUAUAAAUUUCCAUUCUCUUGUAUUAUCGUAUUAUUUUUUCUCGCUUAGUGUUUUCAUUUGUAACUAAUUGUCGCCUUUUCUUUGACUCAUCAUCUUAUAUUAAAAAACACGAUAGUAUCUCGCACAUAUUUCGCGCCCAAUCAAUACCCAGUGAGAAAUGAUUCGUCGAUCGACGUCGAAACGACAUCGACACCGUCCAAUUGACGUCGAUUCGACAUCAUUUCUCACUGGGGCGCUUAUUAUAAUACGAGUAUAAAUGCAUGUUUUCUUACCGUAUGUGCAUGGGGUCAAUUUAGACAUAAAAAUCGUGGUUUAUUUUUUACAAAUUUUACUUUAUUCAGCUUUUUGAACGAAAUAAAAAAAAAGAUAUUGUAUAAAACAUUGUUUUAUACGUCGUAUAUUAAAUACUGUAAAAUCUAAUACAUAAUGAUUGACAAAUUAACAAUCUGCACAAGACGGUUGUGCAUGCAAAAAACGCCGUUUGCACGGUGAUUAUUACUCCGAAAGCACGCAGUGAAGCAGAUCCAGCGACUAUCCAGAAUCGGAAUACAAAAAUACUGGGUUUUGUGCAAAGCGAGAAAACAAGGAAUACAAUAACAGCAAUUGUUUUGUAAAAAUCUACUUUGUCGAUUUAUUAUAUUUAACAAAUAGUUCUACACAUUAUGAAUUUACAUUGUUAAUAGAGAAAGAUUCUGUAACUACGUAUGUACAAUAAUUAUAGAAGCCACGUGUUUUUCAACGACAGAUAUAUGCGUGUGCUGUCUCUCUUUCUCCUAAGCGGAAAAACAGAAGGUCGGUAAUAAUCGCCGUGCAUCGAUCGUAAAUUUUCGUCUCGGCAAAGUUACUCCAUUUCUACGUUCUCUUAUACAAAAUUCUAAAAAUUAUCAAAAUGAGCGCAUCAUUACGAUAAUAAUACGGCCCUAUCGAAAAUGAUACGGCUUACGUAUUGUGCACCCAUUUUCAUUCUACGGAUAGGAACCCGGAAAUAGGACCUGUGGCCCAAAUCUGGUAUUUCUGUCUCUCUCUACCACUUUUUCUCUGUUGCACAUUACUUGUAUUAUUCUCUUUCUUUAUUUUCUGCAAUACAUCGUGUUUUUUUUAUCGUCUUCUUAAUUUCAUCUCAGACUUGUAUUAAUCCACUGUAUACUGUAAAGCACAUCUAAUGUAUUUCAAGGUUUAAUAAAAUCGCUAUUCUA
Vollenhovia emeryi is the source of this 2795-nucleotide messenger RNA. Its product is annotated as lipase 3-like. The transcript has 8 exons. Gene Ontology annotation, molecular function: hydrolase activity, acting on ester bonds. Bases 83 to 1363 code for a protein of 426 amino acids. NCBI's taxonomy places the organism in Eukaryota, Metazoa, Arthropoda, Insecta, Hymenoptera, Formicidae. The record is from RefSeq and is a predicted model, not a curated record. Gene Ontology annotation, biological process: lipid metabolic process.